Molecule: messenger RNA, 2409 nt
Organism: Symbiodinium necroappetens
Lineage: Eukaryota; Dinophyceae; Suessiales; Symbiodiniaceae
Source: the annotation of a GenBank genome assembly
AUGAGCUGCGCCUGGUCACAGUGGGGCUCCUGGGGUCGGUGCAGCCUUUCUUGUGGGAGCGGUCGCUAUGAGAGGAUGAGGCGUAUUGAAAGAAGGUCGGAUCCAGGCGGUCUUCCUUGCUCCGGGGCUUCCCUGGAGAACGGUGCCUGCAACAACGGACCCUGCCAGCCAACCGACUGCAGGCUCGGCGACUGGUCCUCCUGGUCGGAGUGUGACGUACUUCACCCACAAAGAUUCCGGAGACGGAAUGUUGAAGUAGCACCAAGCAACGGCGGAAGAGCAUGUGACAAAUAUCUGAUUCAGACCGUCCCUUGCUUUGCGCCCAACACUGCUGGACAGGACUGUGACAUUGGAAUGUGGUCGCAAUGGAGCGACUGCUCGAAGACCUGCGGCGGUGGCCAGAUGUCUCGCAAGAGGCAGCUUUUGAAGCCGAACACAGAGGGUGGCUUCUGCCAUCACGCUGUCCUCCAACAAGCAGAGCCUUGUGGGACGGAUGACUGCAGAUCUCCGGCGCCCAAUGACUGCAUCUUUGAGCAUUGGGGAGCAUGGUCAAACUGUGAUGCGCUCUGUGGCAAGGGCACCCGCGAGCGGACGAGGAAGAUAGCUGUCUUCGCAAGCGGCGAUGGACGGGGCUGUGAAGGGGCCACGCAACAGCUGUCAGAGUGUCAGCUGCAGACCUGCGAGGUCGUCGACUGCCAGUGGAGCGAGUGGUGGGACUGGUCGGUUUGCUCAGCUUCCUGUGAUGGAGGAACGAAGCGUCGAGAGAGAAAUGUGGCGGUGGCACCGCAGCAUGGUGGAAGUUUGUGCUUCCCCAAAGACAAGAGCCAGAUCGCGCCUUGCAACACGGAGUCCUGUGACGCUGCGUGCUUAGAUGGUGAAUGGAGUGAAUGGAGUGGUUGGACAGAUUGUUCUGCAACAUGUGGGACAGCUUACAAAUCUAGACGUCGUGACGUGGCGGUCCAACCCAGCCAUUGUGGGAAGCCAGCGGUCGGGUUGCGCGAGGAGUACAAGGCUUGCGUUGACAUGGCCGAAUGCAACGUCGUUCAAGACUGCGUCAUGGGCGAGUGGAAUCACUGGUCACAAUGCAGUUGCAGUUGUUUCGGCAUCCGGGAACGGAAUCGAGUUAUCGAGCGAUUCGCGACUGAAGGUGGAGAGUCAUGCAAUGGAACGGUCAAAGAGGUAGUGCCUUGCAACCCUGGUGUUGGGCACGAGUCCUCAGAGCAAUGUGGUGCUAACAGGCGGCGACAAGAUUGUGUCAUGUCCGACUGGGAGCAGUGGAGCGAGUGUACAGCAAGCUGUGGAGGCGGACAGACCGAACGUUCUCGACACAUCGUGCUGUCAUCAGCAUAUGGCGGCACUCCCUGCAGCGGCGAGCUCGCGGAGAUUGAUCGAUGUAGUGAGGAGCCUUGUCCAGAGAGUGGCUGCCACGACUGUAGCUGGGGUGAAUGGAGCCACUGGGGCAGUUGCUCCAAAUGUGGCGGGCAGAGGUUUCGCUUUCGCAACAUCCAGCAGAUGCCAAAUCAUUGCGGAAGGCCAUGCAAGCCGAUGGAUGCAAAAGAAGCGGGAGCAUGUCACAGCAAAUGUGAAAAUCCUCUCUUCUGUGCUUGGACAUACUGGUCAACGUCAGAAUCUUGUGACAAGUGUGGCACCACCAGCACGACACGCAACAGAGCCCUUGGUUUGACUUCCUACUCCACAGACUUUCUCUUCAUGGCAUCGGAUGAGGCAUCAUGCGCCGGGACGCAGCUCAACGUGAGCGCGUGCCCGAUGAAAGAGGAGUGCCAGACGUGUGUUGCUGAGAACUGCGAGUUUGGCGCAUGGAGUGAGUGGCAUGAUCCAACAUGUUUGGGUCUGUGCGAAAGACAUCGUGUCAUCAGCCAGCACAACAACAACUGUGGCGUCGGCUGCACGGGCCCUACGCUCGAGACGAAGACAUGCCCCGUGGUCUGCCAACAAGAGCAGGAUUGCAAGUUCGGCGAUUGGUCUGAGUGGGAAGGGUGUCAGUCAACGAUGGGUGGCAUUGUGAGUCUCCAAAUGGACCGCAGCAGAGACAUUGUAAAGAUGCCGAUGAAUGGUGGCACGCCAUGCUCUGGAGAGAUGACGCAGACCAAAGCCUGCCCGAAGAUUCCACAAAACUGCAUCUUGGGGCCUUGGAGCAGCUGGUCGACCUGCAGCACCAGAUGCGUCACCGGAUGGCACACUCGAGAACGCGUGGUAGAUCAGCAGGCUAGACACGGGGGUGAGCCAUGUGCUGGACCACUCCUGGAGAUAGAACCCUGCCCUGGAGCCGAUGAAACAUGCAGGGCAUCUGGCAAGGAGGAUUGCAAGUGGGCGUCUUGGGAACAAUGGUCCCAUUGUGGCCUCGACGGGCAGAUGUCCCGGAAGCGAACCAUCGCACGCCUGCCAUCU